GUGGGCGGGGCGAAGGGGCGGGCCGGGGAGGUGGCGGAGCGCGCUGGUGCUGAUGCAGGAUGGCUGAGCGCGCAGGAGCCCGGGAGGUCUGAGCCGGGCGAGGCUCGCUCCCUGCGCAUCGCCUAGUCCGCCGGCCGCGUGGUCGCGGGCAGGUGGGCCCGGAGCGCCGCGCCCGGCCGGGGCCAGGCCAGGGAAGGCAAGUCUGCAGGACCGGAGGGGCCGGAGGCUUAUAGAAACCUGCCCGGUCUGGGAGCGGCCCGAGCUGCCCAGCCCGCCGAGUUCGCGAUGACCUGCUGAGAAGCUUCGCUGGAGGCUGCAGGCGGUGCGGUUCGUGGCCUCCUCCCUCGUCCUGCUGAGCCCCGGCCCCCCACCCUUCCCCGCUCCCCCUCCCUGCCGCCGGCCGAGAUGGCGGAUCCAGCCGAAUGCAGCAUCAAAGUGAUGUGUCGGUUCCGGCCCCUCAACGAAGCAGAGAUUCUCCGAGGGGACAAAUUCAUCCCCAAAUUUAAAGGCGAUGAGACCGUGGUGAUUGGGCAAGGGAAGCCAUAUGUCUUCGAUAGAGUGCUACCUCCCAGCACGACCCAAGAGCAGGUUUACAAUGCGUGUGCAAAGCAAAUUGUCAAAGAUGUCCUUGAAGGUUACAAUGGGACGAUUUUUGCCUAUGGACAGACCUCAUCAGGAAAAACGCACACCAUGGAGGGGAAGCUACAUGACCCUCAACUCAUGGGGAUCAUCCCAAGGAUUGCACAUGACAUCUUUGACCACAUCUAUUCCAUGGAUGAAAACCUGGAGUUUCACAUCAAGGUUUCCUAUUUUGAGAUCUACUUGGACAAAAUCAGGGACUUACUCGAUGUAUCCAAGACGAACUUGGCUGUUCAUGAAGAUAAAAACAGAGUCCCGUACGUAAAGGGGUGUACUGAGCGGUUUGUGUCAAGCCCUGAGGAGGUCAUGGAUGUGAUAGAUGAAGGCAAAGCAAACCGACAUGUGGCUGUCACAAACAUGAAUGAACACAGCUCUAGAAGUCAUAGUAUCUUCCUGAUUAAUAUUAAACAAGAGAAUGUAGAGACGGAAAAGAAGCUCAGUGGGAAGCUUUAUCUAGUUGAUUUGGCUGGGAGCGAAAAGGUCAGCAAGACUGGUGCUGAGGGAGCUGUUCUCGAUGAAGCUAAAAAUAUCAAUAAAUCUUUGUCUGCUCUUGGAAACGUGAUCUCGGCCUUGGCAGAAGGGACAAAAACACAUGUGCCAUACCGGGACAGCAAGAUGACUCGGAUUCUUCAGGACUCUCUGGGUGGGAACUGUAGAACCACCAUCGUUAUUUGCUGUUCUCCCUCUGUCUUCAAUGAGGCUGAGACCAAGUCAACACUGAUGUUUGGGCAAAGGGCUAAGACCAUCAAGAAUACAGUCUCUGUGAACCUGGAACUGACAGCAGAAGAGUGGAAGAAGAAAUACGAAAAGGAGAAGGAGAAAAACAAGACUCUGAAGAAUGUCAUCCAGCAUCUGGAGAUGGAGCUGAACAGAUGGAGAAACGGAGAAGCUGUGCCCGAGGAUGAACAGAUCAGUGCUAAGGACCAGAAGACCCUGGAGCCCUGUGACAACACCCCCAUCAUAGACAAUAUUGCUCCUGUUGUCGCUGGCAUCUCUGCAGAGGAGAAGGAGAAGUACGAUGAGGAGAUCUCCAGUCUCUACAGACAGCUGGAUGAUAAGGAUGAUGAAAUUAACCAGCAGAGCCAGCUGGCUGAAAAGCUAAAGCAACAGAUGUUGGAUCAGGACGAGCUUUUGGCUUCCACAAGAAGAGACUACGAGAAGAUCCAGGAAGAGCUGACACGUCUCCAGAUUGAGAAUGAGGCAGCCAAAGAUGAAGUGAAGGAAGUUCUCCAGGCCCUGGAAGAGCUGGCUGUCAAUUACGACCAGAAGUCACAGGAAGUGGAGGACAAGACCAGGGCCAAUGAGCAGCUGACAGAUGAGCUGGCCCAGAAAACGACGACAUUGACAACCACACAGAGGGAGCUGAGCCAGCUACAAGAGCUUAGCAACCACCAGAAGAAGAGGGCUACGGAGAUCCUGAAUUUGCUGUUGAAGGACCUGGGGGAGAUAGGCGGAAUUAUCGGCACCAAUGAUGUGAAGACGUUGGCAGACGUGAAUGGAGUCAUUGAGGAGGAGUUCACCAUGGCCCGCCUGUAUAUCAGCAAGAUGAAGUCGGAGGUCAAAUCCCUGGUGAACCGCAGCAAACAGCUCGAGAACGCCCAGAUGGACUCCAACAGGAAGAUGAAUGCCAGUGAGCGGGAGCUGGCUGCCUGCCAGCUGCUCAUUUCCCAGCACGAAGCCAAGAUCAAAUCCCUGACAGACUACAUGCAGAACAUGGAACAGAAGAGGAGGCAGCUGGAGGAGUCCCAGGACUCGCUCAGUGAGGAGCUGGCCAAACUCCGAGCCCAAGAAAAAAUGCACGAAGUCAGCUUCCAGGAUAAGGAGAAGGAACAUCUGACGCGGCUGCAGGAUGCAGAGGAGAUGAAGAAGGCGCUGGAGCAGCAGAUGGAGAGCCACCGGGAAGCUCACCAGAAGCAGCUGUCCAGACUUCGGGAUGAAAUUGAGGAGAAGCAGAAAAUCAUCGAUGAGAUUCGGGAUUUGAAUCAGAAAUUGCAACUGGAACAGGAGAAGCUCAGCUCUGAUUAUAACAAGCUGAAAGUGGAGGACCAAGAAAGGGAAAUGAAACUGGAAAAGCUCUUAUUGCUCAAUGAUAAACGGGAACAAGCCAGAGAGGACCUCAAAGGGCUGGAGGAGACGGUGUCUCGGGAACUACAGACUCUGCAUAACCUCCGGAAACUCUUUGUCCAGGAUCUGACUGCCCGGGUUAAAAAGAGCGUGGAGCUGGACAGCGAUGACGGAGGGGGCAGUGCCGCCCAGAAGCAAAAAAUUUCCUUCCUGGAGAAUAACCUGGAGCAGCUCACGAAGGUUCACAAACAGCUGGUCCGGGACAACGCAGACCUGCGCUGCGAGCUGCCCAAGCUGGAGAAGCGGCUGCGCGCCACGGCGGAGCGUGUGAAGGCCCUGGAGAGCGCGCUGAAGGAGGCCAAGGAGAACGCCAUGCGGGACCGCAAGCGCUACCAGCAGGAGGUGGAUCGCAUCAAGGAGGCCGUGCGGGCCAAGAACAUGGCCAGGAGGGCCCACUCGGCGCAGAUCGCCAAGCCCAUCCGCCCUGGACACUACCCGGCAUCAUCUCCAACAGCCGUCCACGCCAUCCGAGGGGGAGGAGGUGGCUCUUCAAACUCCGCUCACUACCAGAAAUAAAUACGAAUACGGCUCCCCACAUAGCAUGUCCAGGACUCCGUUAAUCAGCAAUUCCUUUGUUUUUUGUUUCCCCUCCUACACGGUUUCCAUUUUCUUUUACACGUGCUUACCCCAGCCAUCUGCAGUACAACCGGUUUCAGAUAUUUGAGCUGUGUAGAAUCUCUGUGUGUACAGAUGUGUGCUUGGACUUCUCGCUUCCUGAGAAACCUGAAGGGGCCGAUUCCAGAAGAUCCACUCAAUCCUGGGAACGAGUGCCAGGGCCUAGGCCGUUGGGUGGUUUCUGGGCCAUCCUGGAGCCUCCUUCCUCCGCAGUCUGCCAUCUCAGCAAAUGCCCUAACGUGCCAUUCCCUGGGACGGGUGGGAGGCGUUGGAGGGGGCUGGGGGGGGGGGCGUUGCGAGUGGGAGUAGCAACCAAGUGCCAUGGAGGCAGGGGGUCAUGCUCCAUUGCAACUUUCUGGUUUCCUGCAAAACACAUUCCUCUAUAUUUUUAGGGAACAAAAAAAAGUGCUGCUACAAGGUUCAAAAUUUUCAUUCUGAACACUUUUCAGAAACAAAUUACCCCAAAGAAGCAUUUUGAAUACCCCCGUCACAUCUUUGGAGCUGUAAAAGACACCUUUUCGUAGGGCACCUGUUAAAAUGCAAAGCAAAUUUCUCUGAGGCAGAAAAACAAUCUGACAGUAGCAAUGUAGAAUUUGUUCACUCAAACACAUCUAAGCAAAUGCAAAAAGUCAUCAAAUCCACCAGAGCUGCUUGCUACUAAACCUGCAGCGACUAGUCUCAGCCAGCCCAGUUUGAACAGCCUUCCUUCAGAAGUGUUGAAAAUGCUGCGAAGUUGGAUGAUUGGAAUUGGGGCGACCCGCCUCUCCUGGGGUCCUCCUCCCUGAUCCUACCGGAGCAGGCACGCUGGGGAUGGCCUCUUGCCUCUCACCAUAGGGAACCAUCUUAAGCCUCGAGGGGGUACCGCUCAGUGAAAUCCAGGAUCAAUUCCAGCGGUUGGAAAAGGAAGCCUUGGGGCGGGGGAGUGACUGACAACUUUUUGUGCCUAUGAAUAAGUUGUUAUUUUAACCCUUCAUUGCUGAAUGUUUAUUUGACUUCUCUCUUUGGCAUCAGAUAGAUUUCAUCUUGGCAGGAAUGUGAAAUCAGUAUGGAUGGAUUUUUUUUUUUUUAACAUUUAACUACUGUUUUUUUUUUUUCAAAAUACAAAUUUAAAAGCUGAAUCAACUCUUUCCCCCAGCUAAGGAUUUUAAAAGGAUUGAUUUCCAAGUAGGAAAGUCUUCAGGGAAGCUGACAAGGAUUCAAUUAACUUGGUCUUGUGUGCUGCUACUAGUUUUGACAAAUUUGAGGUUAAAUCCGUGACAACCAGACCAAUGUCCGCGAAAGCACCCAUGCCAUCUCCGUGCCUGCCCAAGCUGAGGGGGCGGCACUGUCCCUGCUGCUGUCACCACUGGAAUGAAGCGUAGGCCGGGGAGACCUCGAGCUUUCUCUUCACUGUGUGAGCUGUAGUUAGAGAGAGAGAGAGAGAGAGAGUGUGUGUGUGUGUGUGUGUGUGCGUGUGUAAAGCACUGAGGAUUCUGAAUCAAUUUCCACACUUUUCUUGUAUAAAAUUAACCCGACACAGCAAAGCUGCUUUGACUUAAUUUAUUUGUUAAACGUUGCACUUUGUUUAUAUGUGUUUUGUUUUGCGGGGGAGGGGAGUAAGGAGAAAGAAGAUCAAUUCUACUGAAGUAUUUAUUUCGCAAAGUUGAUGAUUUUGCAUUCAUUUACACUUUAAAAAUUCUUCUUCUGAUUUUCAUAAAUUCCCAGUACUUGCCCAAUACAACAGCUCCAUGGCGAUUUGCCGUCUGGUAGAAGAGCCCUUGUAGGGUGGGAUUUGCCAACUGUAUCAGGUAAUAACGUAUGCCAUAGAUUAUCAUCUUGCUGUGAAUGUGUUUGGCUCUGAUUUUAGAAGCUAAAACAUUGUUCUUGGAGAGGAUUGCCAGUUAAUAGUUGUCACACCGCUAUUGUCUAUUAUGCAACUGUGUUUAUGUGCAGAAAUUGAACAAAGGGCAAUAAUUCUUUUUCAGGGCUCUCUUGUUAUUAGAUUGUUUUAAAACCUCCCCAAAGUAACUUUUUCCUGGGCACCCCUUUUCUAUUUCUAAAGAGUUGCUUGGCCCUUUCAUGUUUCAAAAAGAGCCACACGUUUCACUUGUCCUUCCAUAUUUCUUGAUCUCCACAAGGAACUCACAAAAGUCACACGACUUUUAUUCACAGAGAAAGUUGGCUUUGAUGUCCCUAAAAGAUAAUUCUGCUACUUGCUGAUCAGCCAGUCAGUUCACCUAGCUUCAAUCUUUGUAGGACCUCAAAACUAACUUUCCUGCACUUGACUAAAAGGUGGACGGAUGAUUGGAAUGGAUUAUACAGCAUAUUCAAGUGGAUCCCUAAAUAUUACUUUGUAUGAUAAACUAAGACCAGGACCAUGUCCUCUAUAGAUCACUUUUUUAAAAAGCCACAUUUAUGCAACUUUUUCAUUUUAAAAAUAUUCUUACUCCUUUACAUUUGUACUCUAACUAUAAAACCCACACUUCUGAGUGGCUGAGCCUAUGAUUAUAUUUUUGGUUGUAUGCUUAUUUUUUGUGGGAGAGAGAGAGAGAGAAUGUGUGUUUCUCCUCUGUGAAUAAUUUUGUAUCUCAUGCUACUUCUUGAAAGUUUACUUUUUGAUGCUAUAAGGGAAUAGCCAGAUGAUUUAUACAAAUAAUCUCUACCUGCAGGAUGGUGGAUUAUUAAAUUAGAGAAAUGCUGUUUGGAAUAUCAACGUUCACGGUUGGAUUCAACUUAACCAAUUGCAUUUUUAUAACGUAGUAUAUUCCUCCAUUGACUGUAUUAUCAAUUCAUAGAGUGAUUUUAAAACUUAAGAAAAAGAUAUAUGUUUGGAGACUAAAAUAUAUUAAUGCCAAAUGUGUUUUGGUCAGUUACUAGAGAAUUCUGUACAAAUGCCUCAUCUCUUCAAAUGCUGUACAGUUGGCUUGUUUGGCAGGUAGUAGGGAAGAAUAAGUGUGGAGUAAGACUUAAAGGAAAUAGUAUCAUGUGAUUACAAAAAUUAGAAUUUAUAGAAAUAUUGGGAUAAACGAAGAAAUAAAAAUCUUUGUCUAGAAUGUAGCAUCUAGUGACUUUUGAUGCCCUAACUUCACAUAAAGGAGUGAUAUUUCUGUCUAAGGCCAGACCAAGCCAUCACCAAGACUCAUGGGGGAAUUAUCAGUCCUCUUUUCCUAGAGGAAUAACUGAAAGCCAAUAAAAGUCCUAACAGUCCCCUCUUUGAAGUGUAUUUAUGUUUUGUUUUUGUUUUUGUUUUUGUUUUUUUAGCAGGGCAGAAGACAUUUAGAGUCUGGCUACAUGACAUAUUGGGGAAGUUUUUCACUGGAAGGGGGCAGGGGGAGGAUUUCACUUCAUUGUCUCACCCUUAAUAUCUUUCGUGAGCUAAAGGAACCAUCAUAGUCUAGAAUGGUUUUAUAUAACACUAACAGUUUAGCCUUUCUUAAAGUAUUGAACAAGAGCCAGGUAACUGCCAAAGGAAGCCUUGCUCCAUGAAGUCUGCUUACACAUUUACAUCUCGUGUACCAGUUUUAAAGACUUUUUUCAUCGUGUGCAGCUAUAAGGGGAAUAGGGCAUUCUGUAGGAUUAUACAUGUCUAGUUUGUAAAGUAUGUAAUGUGUACUGCAGAGGUGUGUUCUCUGGGCUUUAUGUAUCUGUACAGUAGCUUUCAUUAAAAAAAAUUGUGGACAAACUUGUUUUGGUGGUUUGAGGGGGAAAAUGGCCAUUUAUACCAGGUAAUGAUGCUGUAAUAUAUAGUACAUGUAACAAAAGAUCUGGAAGUUACCCUCCCCUGGCCCAUGGAAAAUUUUGGUUAUCCUCUAGGUUCUAAAAUGAAGAUGUAUGGAUACUCUGGCAGACUGCAUGUUGUAUAAUUUGAAAAAUACUAAAAGUGGAAAAUAAAACUGAGUUAAACUUUG
This is a messenger RNA of Mustela erminea (ermine), 7265 nucleotides long. It is a transcript of the gene KIF5C, whose product is annotated as kinesin family member 5C. The transcript has 26 exons. Gene Ontology annotation, biological process: microtubule-based movement. Bases 406 to 3279 code for a protein of 957 amino acids. Gene Ontology annotation, molecular function: ATP binding; microtubule binding; microtubule motor activity. Lineage: Eukaryota; Metazoa; Chordata; Mammalia; Carnivora; Mustelidae. The record is from RefSeq and is a predicted model, not a curated record.